AUGCGAGUUUUUCCAGUCCAUGAUAUCAAUAACCAACGCAGCAGUAACCCAUUCAAACGCGGCGCCACAUCCUUCCCUCGGCAAUGCUCUGAUUCCUGCCGCAAUGCUCAACUAGAAUGCCAACGACACCCACUGUCCCCCGCCCUCUGCGGUCCAGGGAGCAACUUCCUCCAGCAAUACAACCAAUGUCAGUCAUGCAUCGAAAAUAACAGCAACAAUCCGGAGCCGAUCAAGGCAAGUCUGGCGAUGAGGUUCAAGAAGUGUACCGCGUAUUGCAACAAGUUACAAGCAAGCAUCAGUGCGCCUCCGUCAGCAACUCAAACAAAAAUUCCGACUGCCGGACAGGAUGGAGACCCGUUCACGACAGCAACAAUCAAGACUUCCAGCACUUCUUCCACUCCUGCUAUACAAACAAUAAUAACCACGAGUUCCUUGAAUGUGGACUACAAAGGGGAGACAACGAUAGUUACCUCUACUUCCUCUACUUCCACGCUACCCGCGACAACGAUGAACCCACCCACCUUACCUACAACAUCCACUUCCACUCCCCAACAAUCUUCUUUUACCCUCCCUUCCUCUUCUUCCUCCUCAAAAUCAUCAUCAACCUCCACACCCCUCACCACUUCCACCAUCCUCGACACCACCACCACCACCACACAAACCCAGACAUCAUCAUCACUCACCUCCCCCACAGACACAGACACAAGUCUUGCAAAUCCCACUUUACUACCUCUACAACCAAGCUCUGAUACCACCUACACCGACACCAAUACCAACAACACCAAAACCGCACCCUGGGUCUGGGUCAUCGUCGGCAUAACCAUCACCGUCGUCUUUCUCCUUUCCAGCGGGAGUUUCUUCCUUUUUUAUAACAAGGGGAGGUCGAAACGAGAACGAAGACAAACGGGGAUGAAAGGGAUGGUGGAGUUGAAGGAGACGACGACGGUAGGGAACCUUAGGUUUGGUGAUGCCGGGUGGGGGAGUGAUGCGGCUUGUUUUAGGACGGGGACCGGGACGGGGACCGGGACGAGAGCUGGGAUGAUGAGGAGGGCGCCAGAUGAAGCGGGUGGACCUGGUAGUAAUGUGAUGCCAGAAUUGGAAGGCAGUGGUAGUGGUGGAGGCUGGGGAGGAGGGAGGAGGAGGGGUGUUGGGGGAAUAAUUACUAAGGGGAAUGGAAAUGGGAAUGUACUACCGCCGGUUGAGAUGCCGAGUUGUGGGAAUGGGUUUGCGGAGUUGCCUACGGAGUUUAAUCGGAGGAAGGAGGAGCUGGUGAAGUGA
Messenger RNA from Neurospora crassa OR74A, 1278 nucleotides. RefSeq lists its product as hypothetical. The record is from RefSeq and is a predicted model, not a curated record. The transcript is spliced from 2 exons. Lineage: Eukaryota; Fungi; Ascomycota; Sordariomycetes; Sordariales; Sordariaceae. Bases 1 to 1278 code for a protein of 425 amino acids.